Colletotrichum scovillei is the source of this 1441-nucleotide messenger RNA. RefSeq names its product NUDIX domain-containing protein. The record is from RefSeq and is a predicted model, not a curated record. NCBI's taxonomy places the organism in Eukaryota, Fungi, Ascomycota, Sordariomycetes, Glomerellales, Glomerellaceae. The transcript has 2 exons. Gene Ontology annotation, biological process: ribose phosphate metabolic process; nucleoside phosphate metabolic process. Bases 102 to 1058 code for a protein of 318 amino acids. Gene Ontology annotation, molecular function: ADP-ribose pyrophosphatase activity; ADP-glucose pyrophosphatase activity.
GCAGGCACUAAGGUAAGUCGGAGGAAGCCCCGCCAAUCCCAUUCAUUGGUCUGACGUCAAUCAAUUCAUCUUCGUCAACACUCCACGACCAUCUCAAUGAAAUGAGAGUCGCCGCACUCCUGUUUCGGCAAAGAGGUCUCAACCCGAGACUAAGAGCGAAGGAUUUUCGAUCGGCUCACAUACGACCAGGCAUUCCAAACGCACAUCCAAGCAUCAUCGCCCGAACCAUGUCGACGGUCACACUGAAAGACAGCGGUAUCCAGGUCGAGCUGCCUAAUGGCCUAUCGGAAGACCAACUACUAGGUUUCCGACCAUUUAACGAUUGGGUCAAGGGCCUCAACAACUCCCUAAGCCUACAAGCCAAGAGCAAAGACCACCCAUUCCACGAAGACCCCUACCGCCUACGCGGCAUCACAGUUCAGGCCUUUGACAUCUUUGGAUCCGGCCGCGUCGGGUUCCUCAAGGUGAGGGCCGAUGUCAAGAAUGAGGCGGGAGAGGGUCUCCCAGCCAGCGUAUUCCUUCGCGGACCCAGCGUCGGCAUGCUGGUGAUGCUCAUCCCCGAUGACGCCCCGCCCGACAGCGAUGAGCGGUACGUCGUGCUGACGGUACAGCCCCGCGUGCCGGUCGGUAGUCUCUCAUUCGUUGAGCUACCCGCUGGCAUGGUCGACGACAGCGGUAGCUUCGCAGGCGCGGCGGCAAAAGAGAUCAAGGAGGAGCUUGGUCUAGAGAUCCACGAAUCGAAACUGACGUGCCUGAGCGAGCUGGCCGGCGCGGCCACAUCAUCUGGGAACGAAGCUGAUGAGGGCCUGGCAGAGGCGAUGUACCCCUCUGCCGGCGGCUGUGACGAGUUCGUGACGCUGUACAGCCACGAGAAGAGGAUCCCUCGCGAGCAAUUGAAGGAGUGGAGCGGCAAGCUGACUGGGCUGCGGGAUCACGGGGAGAAGAUCACGCUGAAGCUCGUGUCGAUGAAGGAUCUGUGGCGGGAGGGCGCGCGGGACGCAAAGUGUCUCGCGGCCGUGGCUCUUUGGGAGGGACUCCGGCGCGAGGGCAAGUUAUGAGUUAUGGCGGCACGAUGAAAGGGGUAACGAGUGUCAGGCAUGCAGCAUCAUCAUAGCUUGAAUUUCUUUGCUAACUCGAUGCCUUCGGCAAUGGUCCCCACGCGGGCAUCGAUGGCGUAGCCUUCCUUUUCCAGACGAACGCAUUCUGCCCAAAAGUUGGAGAGCGGCACGGUGAAGACCUCGAUGAAUUCUCCUUCUUCCAGCUCGGCCUUUGGGUUUUGGUUCUCGGGGAGGGAGGUGUCGAUGGUGACGUGGAUCAUGCGGAGGUUCGUGUUGCAGAAGCCGGGGUCUUGAAAGCAAACCGACGUGAGCUGCGCACGAGCUAAAGGGGAUGAAUGGGCCUAAUGGAAUAUAACAUACCAUUGAACAUGAUGGGAGUGGUC